This is a messenger RNA of Coffea arabica (coffee), 783 nucleotides long. The record is from RefSeq and is a predicted model, not a curated record. Lineage: Eukaryota; Viridiplantae; Streptophyta; Magnoliopsida; Gentianales; Rubiaceae.
AUGGAAGAUUACAUAGUAGGGUUGGUUGUAGCAGGUGUGUUCUUCUGGACAAUAUUAUUCUUAUUAACAAAAGGGAUCUUUCAAGAACGUUCAUUUGAUUUUAGCCUACGUGUGGUUUCUUCAAUCCAUGCAAUUAUAGCAGUAACAUUGGCUUCUCUCUCCAUUCAAGAUUGGAGUUGCCCAAUUUUUCCAUUGGCCUCAAAGUCUUCUCCCAUGCAGAUCCAAACAUUAGCAAUCAGUGGUGCUUAUCUCAUUUUUGACUUAGCAUGUUGCCAAUUCAGCGACAACAUUAAUCUGGAUACCAUAUUUCAUCAUUUAGUCUGCAUUCUUGGAAUUUGGGCAGGCCUUGCCUCUGAAAGGUAUGGAUCAGAAAUGGUGGCGGCAUUAUGGCUUGGAGAAAUUUCUGGUCCAUUCCUCCACUUAAGAGACCUCCUUAAAGAAAUGGGGUACAGAGACACAGACCUAAAUUUGGCCAUUGAUAUUUUGUUUGCAAUCAUAUUCACAGCUGCAAGGAUGAUAGUUGGACCAUAUCUCACGUAUGUAUUUCUCUUUUCUGAUAGUCCGCUGCUCAUGAAGGCGCUGGCUCUUGGACUGCAACUUGUCAGUGCUUUCUGGGCAUACAAGAUCGUAAGAAUGGUUAUAUACAAACUGUCUUCCAAAGGCAUGCCUUCAAGCCAGCCAGCCAGCCGUAGAUGGGGAAGCAAUCUUUACUGCUCAUCGCUAGAUGUUGGCAAUUGCAGAGGAACCACUUCCUCGAAAAGAACUGGUGGACAUUCUACUUAG